UGGAAGCAAGGAUGGGUUCACCUGUGACCCGCUCGUCCACGUUCGACGGACGGGCUGCAUCGCGGAAGGCAGCGAGGGUCUCGGGCUUGCAUCCCUCCGGCUUCUCCAUUCGAUUGCCCGCCUCCCCCCGGUUGGUCUCUUUUAGCCUGGACAGCCUGAUCAUUCCAUAAUCGAAGAAACCGAGCUAGUAAGAAGACUGUUAGGAUGCCAAUGGUAGCACGAAGACUGAGAGAUCCUGACAUAAAUCCUUGCUUGUUGGAAUCUGAUGCUUCUACCAGAUGUAUGGAUGAAAAUAACUAUGACAGGGAAAUGUGUUCCAUUUACUUCUUGAAGUACAAAAACUGCCGAAAGUUCUGGAAUUCUGUCAUGGUGCAGAGAAGACAGAAUGGAGUGAAGCCACCUAUGCCAACAGCAGCAGAAAGAAAUGAAAUCUUGGGAGCAAUGGGAAAGAUGCCCUAUUGAAUGUUUGCAUUAAAAUGAUUUAACUCAAAAGGAGAUAAAUAUUUUUAAUAAA
Molecule: messenger RNA, 514 nt
Organism: Myotis lucifugus (little brown bat)
Lineage: Eukaryota; Metazoa; Chordata; Mammalia; Chiroptera; Vespertilionidae
Gene: CHCHD7
Product: coiled-coil-helix-coiled-coil-helix domain containing 7
Exons: 5
Coding region: 205-462 (85 amino acids)
Source: RefSeq, a predicted model, not a curated record